AUGGCGACUGUGCGGCGUCUGCAACAGACCUUAUCUCACGUCCAACCUCCCAAGGUGACGCAGCAGCUCUCGAUUUUCUAUGGUCCGACUCAGCCAGAGCUGCUGGAGAUCACACUUGGGGAGCUGCUGUCGCUGCAGAGUCUCCAGUAUGGCGACUAUGAGUGUCUCGUGUUUCCCUGGACGGGAGCCCGAUGGACCUACGCCGACUUGGACGAUGAGGCCAACCGAGUCGCACGGGGCAUGCUGGCCUUUGGAAUCAAGAAGGGCGACAGGAUUGGUAUCAUGGCGGGCAACUGCGAGCAGUACAUCUCCGUCUUCUUUGCGGCGGCGCGGGUGGGAGCUAUCCUGGUUGUGCUGAACAACACGUAUACUCCAUCCGAGCUGUACUAUGCGCUUGAUCAUACCGACUGUCGACUACUCUUCCUGACCCCUCGCAUCGGCCGGCACUCCCUGGAGGAAGUCCUCACCAAACUGGGCCCUCGCCCAAAGGAAAAUGGGCUCUCCAAAGCUCUCGAGGAGAUUGUCAUCCUCCGCGGCACAUACGCAAACUUCAGCACAUACGAUGAGAUCAUCAAAAAGGGUCUCUCUCUCCCCACAGACGCCCUGAUGGACCGUGAGACCGAGCUCCACCCGGAAGACGUAUGCAACCUGCAAUUCACCAGCGGUUCGACCGGAAACCCCAAGGCGGCCAUGUUGACGCACCACAACCUAGUCAACAACUCCCGCUUCAUCGGCGACCGCAUGAAGCUCACUUCAUUCGACACGCUAUGCUGUCCGCCCCCGCUGUUCCACUGCUUCGGCCUAGUGCUCGGGAUGCUCGCAGUAGUGACGCAUGGGGCGAAGAUCGUCUUCCCCGGCGAGACGUUCGAUCCCCAGGCGGUGCUCCACGCCGUCUCCGACGAGAAAUGCACCGCCCUGCACGGCGUGCCGACCAUGUUCGAAGCGAUCCUGAGCCUGCCCAAGCCGGCCGGCUUUGACAGCUCCAACCUGCGCACGGGGAUCAUCGCCGGGGCACCCGUGCCCCGCCCGCUCAUGAAGCGGCUGUUCGAGGAGCUGAACAUGACCCAGUACACCAGCAGCUACGGCCUCACGGAGGCAUCGCCCACGUGCUUCAACGCAGAGACCACCGACAGCAUCGAGACCCGCCUGCGCACGGUGGGUAAGGUGAUGCCGCACGCGCAGGCGAAGAUCAUCGAUGCUCACGGACACAUCGUGCCCGUCGGCGAGCGCGGAGAGCUCUGCAUUGCGGGCUAUCAGCUGACAAAGGGCUACUGGAACAACCCCGAGAAGACGGCCGAGACGCUCAUCACCGACGCCGACGGCACCACGUGGCUGAAGACGGGCGACGAGGCACUGUUCGACGCGGACGGUCGCUGCACCAUCACCGGGCGCUUCAAGGACAUCAUCAUCCGCGGCGGUGAAAACAUCUACCCGCUGGAAAUCGAGGAGCGCCUGGCCGCGCACCCGGCCGUCGAGAUCGCGUCCGUUAUCGGCAUUCCGGACCAGAAGUACGGCGAGGUGGUUGGGGCAUUUAUUGCGUUGGCGCCAGGCUACGAGAACAAACGACCGUCGGACGAGGAGCUGCGCACCUGGACGCGCGAGACCCUCGGCCGGCACAAGGCGCCCCAGUAUGUCUUUGUGUUUGGACAGGAGGGCGUGGACGCGACGAUUCCCAUUACGGGCAGUGGGAAGGUGCGCAAGGUGGAUUUGCGGAAGACGGCCGCGGCGGUUUUGGAGCAGCGGAAGGCAAAUUGA
Molecule: messenger RNA, 1755 nt
Organism: Aspergillus terreus NIH2624
Lineage: Eukaryota; Fungi; Ascomycota; Eurotiomycetes; Eurotiales; Aspergillaceae
Gene: sidI
Product: putative long-chain-fatty-acid-CoA ligase
Exons: 5
Coding region: 1-1755 (584 amino acids)
Biological process (GO): fatty acid metabolic process
Molecular function (GO): medium-chain fatty acid-CoA ligase activity
Source: RefSeq, a predicted model, not a curated record